Messenger RNA from Aptenodytes forsteri (emperor penguin), 2071 nucleotides. It is a transcript of the gene SLC6A9, whose product is annotated as solute carrier family 6 member 9. The transcript is spliced from 15 exons. The coding region runs from base 71 to 2071 and encodes 666 amino acids. Gene Ontology annotation, molecular function: glycine:sodium symporter activity. Gene Ontology annotation, cellular component: plasma membrane. Gene Ontology annotation, biological process: synaptic transmission, glycinergic; sodium ion transmembrane transport; neurotransmitter transport. NCBI's taxonomy places the organism in Eukaryota, Metazoa, Chordata, Aves, Sphenisciformes, Spheniscidae. The record is from RefSeq and is a predicted model, not a curated record.
AGCGCGACGGAGAGCGGGCAGGCGAGGGACCCCACGGCGGGCAGCUGGUGCUGCGCUCCAGCCUCCAGGGAUGGCCGAUAAGUGCAACGAGGGGCUGCUGAACGGCGCUGUGCCUGGGGAGCGGGGCAAGCAGGACAAGAGUGUCAAACGCGGCAACUGGGGCAACCAGAUCGAGUUCGUGCUGACCAGCGUGGGCUACGCCGUGGGGCUGGGCAACGUCUGGCGCUUCCCAUACCUCUGCUACCGCAAUGGGGGAGGUGCUUUCAUGUUCCCCUACUUCAUCAUGCUGGUGUUUUGCGGCAUCCCCCUCUUCUUCAUGGAGCUCUCCUUCGGGCAGUUUGCCAGCCAGGGCUGCCUCGGCGUCUGGAGGGUCAGCCCCAUGUUCAAAGGCGUGGGCUACGGGAUGAUGGUGGUGUCCACGUACAUCGGGAUCUACUACAACGUGGUGAUCUGUAUUGCCUUCUACUACUUCUUUGUGUCCAUGACGCGUGUGCUGCCCUGGACGUACUGCAGCAACGCCUGGAACACGCCCGACUGCGCGGGGGUGCUGGAUGGGAACCUCUCCAGCCGCGCCGCCCUCAACCUCACCCACCUCCUCAACACCACCCAGAAGCGCACCAGCCCCAGCGAGGAGUACUGGAGGAGGUAUGUGCUGGACCUAUCGGACGACAUCGGGAACCUGGGCGAGGUGCGGCUGCCCCUCCUGGGCUGCCUUGGCGUCUCCUGGGUCGUUGUCUUCCUCUGCCUCAUCAAGGGCGUCAAGUCCUCGGGGAAGGUGGUGUACUUCACGGCCACCUUCCCCUACGUGGUGCUCACCAUCCUCUUCGUGCGUGGCAUAACACUGGAGGGGGCCCUCACCGGCAUCAUGUACUACCUGACGCCCCAGUGGGACAAGAUCCUCGACGCCAAGGUGUGGGGUGACGCGGCCUCGCAGAUCUUCUACUCGCUGGGUUGUGCCUGGGGCGGGCUCAUCACCAUGGCCUCCUACAACAAGUUCCACAACAACUGCUACCGGGACAGCAUCAUCAUCAGCAUCACCAACUGCGCCACCAGUGUCUACGCUGGCUUCGUCAUCUUCUCCAUCCUGGGCUUCAUGGCCAACCACCUGGGCGUGGACAUCUCCAAGGUGGCCGACCACGGCCCUGGCCUGGCCUUCGUCGCCUACCCCGAGGCCCUCACCUUGCUCCCCAUCUCACCCCUCUGGUCCAUCCUCUUCUUCUUCAUGCUCAUCCUCCUGGGGCUGGGUACACAGUUCUGCCUGCUGGAGACGCUGGUCACAGCCAUCGUGGAUGAGGUGGGCAAUGAGUGGAUCAUCCGCAGAAAGACCUUCGUGACGCUGGGGGUGGCUGUGGCGGGCUUCCUGCUGGGCGUCCCGCUCACCACGCAGGCGGGCAUCUACUGGCUCCUGCUGAUGGACAACUACGCCGCCAGCUUCUCCCUGGUCGUCAUCUCCUGCAUCAUGUGCGUGGCCAUCAUGUACAUCUACGGGCACCGCAACUACUUCAAGGACAUUGAGAUGAUGCUGGGCUUCCCGCCCCCGCUCUUCUUCCAGAUCUGCUGGCGCUUCAUCUCGCCCGCCAUCAUCUUUUUCAUCCUGGUCUUCACAGUGAUCCAGUACCGGCCCAUCUCCUACAAUGACUACGUCUACCCCACCUGGGCCAUCAGCAUUGGCUUCCUCAUGGCGCUCUCCUCUGUCAUCUGCAUCCCCAUCUACGCCAUCUACAAAGUGUGCCGCUCUGAGGGGGACACGCUGCUGGAGCGCUUGAAAAAUGCUACCAAGGCGAGCAAGGACUGGGGCCCGGCGCUGGCAGAGCACUGCAGCGGGCGCUACGCCCCGGCGUUCAGCCCCUCCACCGAGUCCCACCUGGAGGUGCAGCCCCUGCAGCCGGAGAAGGGCCCGAGUGAGGCGGCGGCGGCCCCCCCCACAUAUGGUACGGGCACGCACAUGGUACACGUGGGCACGCACAUACACAUGCCCCGAGGCUGGCACAGGGACACGGCGUGGCUUGGCACGGUGGUGGCGGGCGCUGAGCCCCAGCACGACGUUCCAGCUCCCCCAGCCCUGUCCUGA